Molecule: messenger RNA, 594 nt
Organism: Kuraishia capsulata CBS 1993
Lineage: Eukaryota; Fungi; Ascomycota; Pichiomycetes; Pichiales; Pichiaceae
Exons: 1
Coding region: 1-594 (197 amino acids)
Biological process (GO): ceramide transport; intermembrane lipid transfer
Cellular component (GO): cytosol; cytoplasm; membrane
Molecular function (GO): ceramide 1-phosphate transfer activity; ceramide 1-phosphate binding
Source: RefSeq, a predicted model, not a curated record
AUGUCUACGUUUUUUGAUAACAUGAAGAAGUCCUUCAAGGACGUGCCCGUGACUGAAGGGAAGAUUUCUACCUCCGAGUUUCUCGAGGCCUCUGAGUCCCUGGUGAAGUUGUUUGAUUUGCUGGGAUCGUCAGCUUUUUCUGUUGUUCAGAGUGAUAUGACUGGUAACAUCGAGAAGAUCCGUGCGAAAUUGCUGUCUGCUCCAGAUAAAGCGUCCACUUUGCAGGACUUGGUCCUGAGCGAGGCCGGUGAGAAGAAGAAGACAGCCACACAAGGUCUGUUGUGGCUCAGUCGUGGUCUUCAAUUCACUGCUGUGGCCAUGAGGGAAACCGUUGAUCGUCCAGAUGCUGAGCUCACCAAGACCUUCACCGACGCUUACGGAAAGACGUUGACCAAGUACCACUCGAUGAUGAUUAGACCCAUCUUCAAGCUGGCAAUGAAGGCAUGUCCUUACAGAAAGGACUUUUUCGAGAAGCUCGGAGCUGACCAGGAGAAGGUUUCCGAGCAACUGAAGGAAUGGCUUGAGGCCCUGGAGAGCAUUGUUCAGAUCAUUUUUGAGUUUUUUGAGAGUGGUAACUACGGUAAGGGUUUGUGA